ACCCACAGCCUUUUACGAGCUCAGAAUAACACAAGAGAUAUCACAGAGGAGUACAGCAGUAUUAUCGGAUCACUGAAAAACUCGAUCACACUUGGAUUUAUUAUAACUAUGACUCUGGAAGAAAUCAACGGACAAGAGAACACAAUGGAUAACGCUGAUAGGGUGCAAAGUGCAGGCGCAGCCCUAGAGGAGCUGCUGCUCGCCGCUAAGAAGCAGGACUACCUCACAGUUGGAGUUUACGAGUCUGCCAAAGUCAUGAAUGUCGACCCAGACAGCGUGGCUUUCUGCGUCCUCGCCACUGAUGAGGAGUACGAGUGCGAUAUUGCACUCCAGAUCCACUUCACACUCAUCCAGGCUUUUUGCUUCGACAACGACAUCAACGUGGUACGGGUUAACGACAUUGAUCGUCUGGCCGACCUGGUGGGCGCAGACGACAGCGCCGAGCCCAAGGACGCUCAUUGCAUUCUUGUUACGAGCCCCAGUGCAAACCCAUGGAAAGACCCUGCUCUGGACAAGCUGAGCCUGUUUUGCGAGGAGAGCCGCAGCGCAUAUGACUGGGUGCCCUCAAUCACUCUCCCAGAGCGCUGAAGAGACUAUUCCUAGUAAAGAUGAUGAUGAAACGAAAAAGUCAACCUUCAGCUGAGGAAGUCAAGCCUUUCUGCUUCACUUGUAUGGAUUAAGAGGCUGUGACUGCACCCCAAUCCAGAGCAUUCUGGGUCAGCAUGUUGGGUCUGGAUCACCCAGUGGCAACGGCUGGAGUUCAGAGGUCAGGUGUUGACUGGGUCAAGUGGACACUGGGAAGGAGCUGGUCUGUGCUGGAUGGUGCUUUAAGCAGGGACCUGGUGCUGCCCUAGAAUAGAAACCUGUAUGAGGAGUUGGGCAAGAUGUCUCGGAGAUGAUAUGCAAUGGACUUAUGAAAGUGUGAAAACUGGACUAAAUCUGAUCACGUUAGGAGCCAGUCAGUUCCUGGUUGUGAAGAUUAUGGUGUCCAAUAGAGUCUACAUGGACUUUUCUUGUUGGGUGCAACUACAUAUCAGGAAGUUCUUGGGAAAAGCAGAUAACCUGCUUGUAAAUCCUGAUUUUAGCUGCAUCUCGUCCAGCAAGACAUUCACGGACUACUUGUUUUUGCUUUCAAAUAUGCAUGAUUAUUAAUGCAAUAUCUAUUUGAAUUGUACUCAUUUUAAAUGCUUUUUUGAAUAAACAUUUGAAAUCAAACUUUU
Girardinichthys multiradiatus is the source of this 1220-nucleotide messenger RNA. It is a transcript of the gene gadd45ga, whose product is annotated as growth arrest and DNA-damage-inducible, gamma a. Lineage: Eukaryota; Metazoa; Chordata; Actinopteri; Cyprinodontiformes; Goodeidae. Gene Ontology annotation, biological process: regulation of cell cycle. Bases 109 to 588 code for a protein of 159 amino acids. The record is from RefSeq and is a predicted model, not a curated record. Gene Ontology annotation, cellular component: cytoplasm; nucleus. The transcript is spliced from 4 exons.